Messenger RNA from Pyricularia grisea, 1891 nucleotides. RefSeq lists its product as uncharacterized. The transcript has 3 exons. Gene Ontology annotation, cellular component: mannan polymerase complex; Golgi membrane. The coding region runs from base 606 to 1601 and encodes 331 amino acids. The record is from RefSeq and is a predicted model, not a curated record. Lineage: Eukaryota; Fungi; Ascomycota; Sordariomycetes; Magnaporthales; Pyriculariaceae. Gene Ontology annotation, biological process: protein N-linked glycosylation. Gene Ontology annotation, molecular function: alpha-1,6-mannosyltransferase activity.
CAGGAAAUAAAGACAGAAAUACGUUUUUUUCUGGACAAAAGACCCUGAACCUAAAUAACUGUAUUGUCCGAAUAACUGCAAGUUCCGAGUCAAAGCUCUAUUUGUUAGGCAAUCUGGCCGCAAGGGUACCUAGUACAUCGACAUUGGCCCCAUUUCCGACGCCAAUCUCGAUUGUGUCGCAAGCUCUAUAGGAGGCUCCAAAUUGUACUUUCCCGCCAGCGCGUGGGUUUUUUUUUUAUUUUUUUUUCUUCUUCUCGAUUUCCACUUCUUCACCCUCACCUCAAGCACUGAAACGACGAAAUCGCGACGCCGAUUCGACUUCUACUAGAAACCACCUAGGCGGUGCAAGCCGGCAUUAUACCAUAUAGCAGCUAGGCGUGCCAGAUUUAUCACCUCGUCUUGUGGUUGCGACAACCCUCGAUCAGCCACGAACGCGCAAGGCGCCUGCUGCGGCAACGAAAGCGAACGCCUGUUUCGCAAACUAGCCCCAACUCCGACUACGCACCUACAAUAACAUACGGGCUUGGCCCUGGCCGCUCGACCGUGAGCGAUCAUCUUGGAUCGAGACGGCCGCAGCGCCCCGGGAAGAAAAAGCAUCCGUCACUAUGCAUCUCCCAUAUCCAGCACGCAAAGAUUCAAAUGCGGCGCGGUAUAAGCCGGCCAGGCCGCCAUCAUCCUCCGCUGGCUACAUACCGCCUAUUCUUCGGCGGAUCAGGUUAAGGGGAGGAUUGAUAAUUGCCGUCGUCACCUUUGCAUGCUUCUAUUUCUUCUCUUCGAUAUCUCGCGGCAGCACAGCGAGCAAGAGCACCAAGCGUAGCGGCACACAGCGCCCCAUAACUACGCACGCCCCCACGGGCAACCCGCCCGCAGUACUUGUCACGGUUAUGGACUCUGGCCUCCACAGCAAUUCGUAUCUGCAGACUCUCAAGGAGAACAGGUUAACGUACGCCAAGAAGCAUGGUUACGAGACAUGGUUUCCCGACGUCUUUGAGUACGACCUCAAGGGAGCACCUACAUCGUGGUCAAAAGUGGUGGCCAUGAGGCAUGCCCUUACCAAGUUCCCGGAUGCGACCUACUUCUGGUUUCUGGAUCAUGACACGGUUAUCGUCAAUAUGGAGCCGACGGUGGAGGAUUCGUUAAUGAAUGCAAAGGCCAUAGGGGAUGUGAUGAUUAAGGAUCACCCAGUCGUGCCACCUGACAGCAUCAUCAAGACGUUCACGCACCUGAAGGGAGGGGACGUCGAUCUUGUUCUUACCCAAGACAAGGUCGGUCUUUGUGUCGGCAGCUUCAUUGUACGCAACGGAGAGUGGGCCAAGUUCUUCCUAGAGACAUGGUUUGAUCCCAUCUACCGAAGCUACAAUUUCCAAAAGGCUGAGACGCAUGCUCUGGAACAUAUCGUCCAGUGGCAUCCGACCAUUUUGUCAAAGCUGGCAAUCGUACCGCAAAGGUACAUCAACUCUUACAAUACGGACGAGUCUGGGGAAGCUUACCAGGUUGGUGAUAUGGUUGUCAGAUUUCCCGCCUGCCCCAAGGUUGGGUACCCGGCAUGCGAGGCCGAGGCAGCGAAAUAUGAAAAGCAUUGGCGUGGCACCAAAUCAUGACAAGGCGCCCAAGAGGGCUGAGGACAGCAGUUAUGCGGAUAUUCAGUACACUUUAUUCCCGACCUUGGAUACUGCAGCCCAAACUAGUAUCUUUUUUAAACUCCUUAUAGCUUUUUUAUAUUUUAUCAUGCAUCAAGUUUUUGUUUUCACCACUUGUUUUUUCACGCCUCAUCAGUUACUUCAUGCUCAUCGGUGAGUACUGAACGACAACGCAACAAAUACAUCCCGACGUCUAUUAUGCGGUUGAUGUACCAUGCAAUGAAGGGAUCUACAGUGGCGUCAAUUGGGAG